UGUUUGCUACUUGUGCUGCAUCCACAUCAAUGAUGUCUAUGAAACCAUUAAUAUUGAAAGUAAGGACAGCAACUGCAUGCUAUGCAUCAGAUGGACGCAUGCGUUAUUGGGCAGGAAGCAAGCGCAGCCCGCAAAACAAGCUGUUUGAGAUGUUUGAUCUGACCUCUUCGUAAUAUUUCAAGUGAGACUUUUUUUCUGAGCAGCAAUGAAUCCUGUCAGAUAUUGUUUCUUCGCUAUUCUGGUUCUCAGUGUUUCACUUCCAUUUGUCUUCUACGCUGCUGACUUGCACACACAAAAACCUCUUCAAAGGUUGAACUUCUCGGUGAAUUCAACUUUAGCAGAAGCCUGUAAAGCACUUACUGAAGGUAAAGCAUCCUUUCUGAAGGAAAACACUUUAAAAACAUCAUUUGGUGAAUCCAGUUGCACGGAGUACAUCAGGCAGAACCGCUACAUCACCCGCGCCCUCUCGGCUGAGGAGGCUGCCUUCCCCAUCGCCUACAUCAUGACCCUGCACAAGGAAUUUGAGACCUUCGAGAGGCUCUUCAGGGCAGUGUACAUGCCCCAAAAUGUCUACUGUGUCCAUGUGGAUGCCAAGGCACCGGCCCCAUUCCGGCAGGCGGUGCAGCGCUUGGUGGGCUGCUUCCCCAACGCCUUCCUUGCCUCCCGGACGGAGCAGGUGGUCUAUGGUGGCAUCUCCCGCCUGCGGGCUGACCUCCACUGCAUGAGGGACCUGCUGGCCUCAGCCGUGCCCUGGCACUACCUGCUCAACACCUGUGGCCAGGAAUUCCCCUUGAAGACCAACCAGGAGAUUGUCCGGCUGCUGAAGGGCUUCAGGGGGAAGAACAUCACCCCUGGGGUGCUGCCACCCCCCUACAUCACCGUACGCACCGAAUACGUGCACAGGGAGCAAUUAUACUCUUCCUCUUCUUUCAUGCUGAGGACAUCUGUGCGCAAAGCACCCCCACCCCACAAUUUGACCAUCUACUUUGGCUCCGCGUACGUGGCCGUCACCCGGCCCUUUGUGGAGUUUGUGCUGCAGGACCAGCGCGCCAUCGAUCUCCUGGCAUGGUCUGAGGACACCUACAGCCCUGAUGAGCACUUCUGGGUAACACUCAACAGGAUCCCGGGUGUCCCAGGCUCCAUGCCCAACGCGUCAUGGGAAGGUGACCUGAAAGCGGUGAAGUGGAUUGAUAUGGAAAAAAGCCAUGGAGGUUGUCAUGGCCAUUAUGUCAGAGGGAUCUGUAUAUACGGAACAGGUGACCUCAAGUGGCUUUAUAACUCUACCUGUAUGUUUGCAAAUAAGUUUGAGCUUAAAACUUACCCCCUGACCGUGGAGUGCCUGGAGCUGAGACAUCGGCAGAGAACCUUGUCCCAGAGUGAGGUUGAGGUGGAACCCAGCUGGUAUUUUUAGCUAGCAAAACCCCAGGCUACAACAUUAAUAGAAGCAGUCAUGAAACGAGCAGCAGCAAUCUUAAUUUCUGCUGUGCCAGAAACAUGAACUCAUGGGAUGGGUUUCUUUAGGGUGUUCUGUAGAUGCAGCUCAGGUCGGCUUGUCUCAUCCUGCUUGCAAACCUCACCUUCCACUUAACACCUGGAGGCCAAAACGCAAAAGGUCCAAAAAGAGACACCAGGGUAAAGCUUCUCUUGCAGCUGGAGGAGCUUUGCACUUUUGCCAUUUUUAAUGGGCUAUUUUCCAGCCCCAGCUUUUGUCUUGCUACACUGUCAUUGCUAUCUUUUUCUAUAAAAAUGUAGAGUCAUGCAUCCCUGGCACUUCUUGUGUUUAAAAGACAAAUUUGCACAUUUGGUAAGCAAAAAGGUAAUGAGUCAUAGAAAGAUCUUAAAAGCAGGAACACAACUGCUGGCUAUACAUACAGAUACCCUUUUGUCAAAGGUACUGAUAUUUCCUGCAGAGAACUGAUGGAAAAGCACUGCAAAUGGAAUAAAGACACUGCACUUCCCAGA
Calidris pugnax (ruff) is the source of this 1962-nucleotide messenger RNA. RefSeq names its product glucosaminyl (N-acetyl) transferase 2, I-branching enzyme (I blood group) (gene GCNT2). The coding region runs from base 206 to 1411 and encodes 401 amino acids. The record is from RefSeq and is a predicted model, not a curated record. Gene Ontology annotation, molecular function: acetylglucosaminyltransferase activity. The transcript has 3 exons. Gene Ontology annotation, biological process: transforming growth factor beta receptor signaling pathway. NCBI's taxonomy places the organism in Eukaryota, Metazoa, Chordata, Aves, Charadriiformes, Scolopacidae. Gene Ontology annotation, cellular component: membrane.